Ciona intestinalis (vase tunicate) is the source of this 1438-nucleotide messenger RNA. RefSeq names its product prostaglandin E2 receptor EP4 subtype-like. Gene Ontology annotation, cellular component: plasma membrane. The record is from RefSeq and is a predicted model, not a curated record. Lineage: Eukaryota; Metazoa; Chordata; Ascidiacea; Phlebobranchia; Cionidae. Gene Ontology annotation, molecular function: thromboxane receptor activity. Gene Ontology annotation, biological process: adenylate cyclase-activating G protein-coupled receptor signaling pathway; positive regulation of cytosolic calcium ion concentration; inflammatory response.
CUGUGUAACACAUCUGCAGAUUCAUGAUCAAAAUGAAGUAUUUUCUUGUAAUUGCUGCUUUAUUAUGUUAUGUUACUGUUUUAAAUGCUGAAUCGAAAGAAAAUAGCACUGUCAUAGCCGCGACAAUUGAACUGAAGUCUAAUUCAAGUCAUCAAAACGUAUCUGAACAUCAGUCACCGGAAUGUGUAUUAAAACCAAGAGUGCCAGGGCAGCGUGUAGGUUCCAGAAUGACGAUUCCUGUUAUAACGUUUACUGCCAGCACGGUUGGAAAUACUAUCGCCAUCUUUGUAAUUUGGAGAAACCAAAAACGUUCCGACAAAAAGUCGGUAUUCUAUACACUAGUAAUGUCGUUGGCGAUGCUCGACCUGAUCAGCACGUUGGUCACUUCUCCAGUCACCUUUCUCGCUUACAACAAUAACCAAUGUGUAAUGGACAUGGGUGGAAAACCUUUAUGUGAAUAUUCUGGUUUCGCUAUGAUCUUCUUUGGCACCGCAUCAAUGGCUGUGGUCUUUGCCAUGUCUUUUGAACGGUUCAUCGCAAUUCGAUUUGCGUUUUUCUAUCACACAAAAGUCACUCCUUUCAGAACAAGAUCCAUGAUUAUUGGCAUUAAUGCGUUUUUCUUGUUGUUAUCGGCUAUGCCGUUGGUCGGUUUUGGUCAAAUACAGCAGCAAUACCCAGGAACGUGGUGCUUUAUAGAUUGGAAGUCCCACAUACCUACACACCAGGCGUUUAAUUUAUUAGUUGCUGUACUGGGAACACUUAUGAUGGUCGGGACAGUUGUCUCCAACCUGUACGUCGUUGUGCGAGUCAUCAUAAAAAGAAAAAAGAUGAGAAUCAGAAACAGCACAAUGCAAGUGAUGAGCAAAACUCGCCUUAAGAAGAUCGCUUACGAUGAGACACAGAUGAUGGUCCUUCUUGGUGUAAUGACUUGCGUGUUUAUUAUUUGCUAUCUUCCUCUACUGUUGCGUAUUCUCAUCAACCAAUUGUCAACGAUAUACAGUCCAGAAGCAGAUAAUUCCACCACAAUUCUAUGGGAUCUGUUUGCCGUGCGCAUGGCCGCCAUAAACCCUGUACUUGAUCCUUGGGUUUAUAUUCUUUGCCGGCGCUCGACGAUGGCAAAGUUUGGAAAUUUAAUGAAGAUGUUGUUCACAUGUAAAUGUAGUAAGACAGAGCUGCAGAAUAUCUGCCUCAGUAGCAGGGAAUAUAAAAGGAGAGCUUCUGCAAAGAGUCUAUCUGCCACCGCUUUUAGACAAACAAAGGUGUCUGAAAGUACUACACAAGAACCCGUGGAGAAGAAGUUUGUGCCAAAAAAACGAAAGCUCAAGUCCCAACGACAGGGGCGAGUGAGCCUUUGGCACCUAUACGCGAGAACAAGUAGUUUCCGCUGAUUGCAAAUUGUGUUUCGUUCUGCUUAGUAAAAGACACGUAAUUUCUGUUA